AUGUCCACCGACGCCCACCGACGCCAAGGGCGCCUGUCCGAGAUGGUCGCAGAUGACGUGCCGCCUGAACUGCUUGAGGCGGAGUCGCGCGAGCUUGUGCAGCAGGAUACAGAUACGCCGGUGCGCCACCUGCGCAUCGACUGGCCGAGUUCUUCGAUCAAGGGCGUCUAUGCCAUUGGCAGCAGUGUGCCGCAUGCGAAUCCACCGCUGUACGAUGCGCCUGACGCCAAGGACGUGGAAGGCAAUGCCACGUCUGCCGUGUUUACGUCGCGGCGUAGUCCGAUCAAUGUGACGGUCCUGGUCCUGCACGGCCAGGGCCAACGCACGCCGCAUACCCCGUCGUCCGAGACGCCGCCUGACGUGGGCGAUCCCAUGCAGCUCCUCGAAGUCGAGCGCAAAAACACCGUGUUUGUGUCUGCGCGCACGCAACUCAACUCGGCGUGUGUGCAUGUGCCGUCGUAUGCGGGACGCAAGCCGUUGCACAUCAAGGUUCAGACACACAGCGGCAAUGCGACGGUGAUUUUGCCGCACUCGUUCAAUGGCCUCUUGACGUGGAAAGUCGAGGCAGGUCUCUUUCACAUGUCGCCCGGUGCUGCGUCGCAUGCGAUGCGCCUCGGCGACAAGGAGCACCGCCACCACGGCAUGUUCCGCAUGGUCGCGGACCCCGACUUGCCGUCGUGGAUGACUGCGCAGGGCCGACGUGGCGACGUGUGUGAGAUCAAGGUGCACACGGGCCGCAUCUAUGUGUGCAUGAGCGGCGAGAAGAAGUCGAGCGCGGCGAAGGGCUGCGUGAUUUGCUAA
Molecule: messenger RNA, 801 nt
Organism: Malassezia restricta
Lineage: Eukaryota; Fungi; Basidiomycota; Malasseziomycetes; Malasseziales; Malasseziaceae
Exons: 1
Coding region: 1-801 (266 amino acids)
Source: RefSeq, a predicted model, not a curated record